This is a messenger RNA of Nasonia vitripennis (jewel wasp), 1523 nucleotides long. RefSeq names its product odorant receptor 145 (gene Or145). Gene Ontology annotation, molecular function: olfactory receptor activity; odorant binding. Gene Ontology annotation, biological process: sensory perception of smell; detection of chemical stimulus involved in sensory perception of smell. The coding region runs from base 182 to 1387 and encodes 401 amino acids. Lineage: Eukaryota; Metazoa; Arthropoda; Insecta; Hymenoptera; Pteromalidae. The transcript is spliced from 10 exons. The record is from RefSeq and is a predicted model, not a curated record. Gene Ontology annotation, cellular component: plasma membrane.
AAUAAAUGAUGAACUUAUACGUAAGUUACUAUUUCACAGAUUAGAACGACUUUACGACUAAAUUAAACGACACAAUGCUCAAAUAACGUUUAUACGUUUUUGACGAAAUUUUGGAUCUGAUCUAGAAGAAAAAGUAGCAAAGAAAAAAUCGAACCAACUCCAAUUUCUAUAUCUUUUGAGCAUGGAUAAGCUUAAACAAUCUACGGUGGAUAUAGAUACGAUAAAUAAUAUAUUCGGCAAUACUUAUUUUAAAAUCAACAAAGAGUUGCAAGAAUUAGUUGGACUAUGGCCAUAUCAAAAAGGCUUCAGUGUCCGUGUUGUGCAAACGAUUAUGCUAUUUGUUCUUUCAUUCAUUAUGAUACCACACCUGAAUGGAAUAAGAGUAUGGUGUGGCAAGGAUUUGGGAAUCUGUUCAGAAAAUAUAGCAGCAACGAUUUAUCUUUCGGGUUGUUUCUUGAAAUAUUUGGUCGUACUCCUUUGUAAAAGAGAUAUAUCUAAAGUAUACGAGAAGAUUGCCAUUAAUUGGUUAACGAUUAAUGAUCCUAAUGAAAGAGUGAUAUUAGAUAAGUUUUCGAGUUUGGGAAAACUCAAAUCUAUCGGAUAUACUGUAUACGUAUCUGCUGCUGGUAUUGGUUUUUCUCAAUUCGCACUUUUACCGUUUGCUUUUGAUUAUUUUUCACCAUUACAAAAUGGCUCUCGACCAAAAAUACGAAUUGUUAGAGCAGAAUUUUUCGUAGACCCUAUUGAGUAUUACUGGCAUAUCUACGCUACAUACUGUAUAGUUACGUUUGUAAGUGCAUUUACUAUUAUAUCAAUCGACACGUCCUAUACUGCCGUCGUACAUCAAAAUCUUGGCAUUUUUAACAUAGUCAAAUAUCGUUUAUCUUUAGCAAAGAAAGCCGUUGGCACCUCUAAAGAUCUAGCAUAUGAACAAAUUAUUUCCGCUGUUCGUUUGCAUCAAGAUUCAUUAGGGUUCAACAAUCUAAUUGAAGUUACGUAUAGAGUCUGUUUUCUUCUUCUAAUUCUCGUCUGCAUAUCUUUUCUCACUUUUGGAGCAAUUACGAUUCUAGAAAAUUCUGACAAUUGGAUAGAUAUAGUACGAUUAGGUUCAAUUGAAGUCGGUGCAGUAAUUCAUCUAUUUUAUUUAAGCUGGCCAGGGCAGUUAGUGGUUAGUGAAAGUGAAGAACUUUAUUAUUACACAUAUAAUAAUGAAUGGUACAACUUAUCGGCAGAAUCAAAAACAUUAUUGCAUUUUAUGAUGUUGCGGUGCAUAAACCCAUGUUGUUUAACAGCUGCAGGAUUAUACGUUAUGAAUUUUGAAAACUAUGGAGCGAUCAUCAAAUCGACAGUUUCCUACAUUACAGUUUUAUCUUCAUUCAGAGAAUAGUAAAUAUGAGAUUUAUUGGGUAAGGAGAUUUGUAAAAGUGCCAUUGUGUAAAACACUAAGGUUAUUCGUAAAACAUAAAAUUAUAGUCGAUAAAAUUUGUGAUUGCAAUAAUGAGAAUAUAUUUUCAAGUACAAAA